Acromyrmex echinatior (Panamanian leafcutter ant) is the source of this 3626-nucleotide messenger RNA. It is a transcript of the gene Ecr, whose product is annotated as ecdysone receptor. Gene Ontology annotation, cellular component: RNA polymerase II transcription regulator complex; nucleus. Gene Ontology annotation, biological process: ecdysone receptor signaling pathway; positive regulation of transcription by RNA polymerase II; negative regulation of transcription by RNA polymerase II. Lineage: Eukaryota; Metazoa; Arthropoda; Insecta; Hymenoptera; Formicidae. Gene Ontology annotation, molecular function: ecdysone binding; nuclear receptor activity; zinc ion binding. The record is from RefSeq and is a predicted model, not a curated record.
AGUCGAAGGUGAACCGUCGGAGUAGCAACUUGGACGUUCGUCCUUUCGUUGCGACUUUCAAUUUUGACAUUGAAUGUUAAUGAUUUUCGGAUAAUCGAUAUGCGUAUAAUAGUACGCGAAAAAUCCCAUGGAAGUGUUUGUGUAUCGAUGUGAUUAUAUGAAUAUUGCAUAAAAAAUUGUGAUUUUGUGCUUUCAUCAAUUAAUGAAGGACAUGAAGAAAAAAUCUUCAUUGACUUUUCAUGUACAAUCGAUCAUAUUUAUCUAUGAUUACUUUAUGAAUCUCACGUGGAUUAUUGAGGACGAUUCUUGAUUGUGUGUGGUCAUAAAAACAGCGACAAUACAAAAAUACUGUAUCUAGAGAAAAAGUUAAAAAGUGGUGGUGAAUGGUGCAGACAAUGCCACGGAUACCUGUCGCGGGAAUACGGAGAAGGUGGAGCAACAAGUAUAUUGAAAAUCUUCAAGAAUCUAGUCCAGAAGUGUCGAGUAGCGAUACGUUUUCAUCAAGCUUUCAAGCAGAUUCGGGUGCGUCAGUUCGUGAAGAAGAUCUUCAACUUUGGGAUUUGGAUCUUCAUCGAGGACUUAAAACAGAAUCUAAAACUGAUCAUUAUAGCACCAUUACCACCAGCGCUGCAGAAUUAGUUAAUAACGAUCAUCCAGCUUCACCUUUCUCUGCCACCGUUCAAGGAAGGGAUGAACUAUCUCAACCAGGUUCAAUAAACGGUUACGGAAAUAAUUCAGGGGGAAGUGGCGGCGGAGGUGGCGGAGGUGGCGGUAGCAGCAGUGGUGGCAGCGGUGGCGGAGGCAACGGGGUUGGAAGUGGUGAAGGAGCUGAUGCAAAGAAAAGAAAAGGUCCCACACCUCGACAACAAGAAGAAUUGUGCCUUGUAUGUGGCGAUCGUGCGUCUGGUUAUCAUUACAACGCCCUUACAUGCGAAGGCUGCAAGGGUUUUUUCAGACGAAGCAUCACUAGGAACGCUGUAUAUCAGUGCAAAUACGGCAAUGGCUGCGAGAUCGACAUGUAUAUGCGCCGCAAGUGCCAGGAAUGCAGACUAAAGAAGUGUUUAACGGUUGGCAUGAGGCCGGAAUGUGUUGUGCCCGAGUAUCAAUGUGCGGUAAAAAGGAAAGAGAAAAAAGCGCAAAAGGAAAAAGAUAAACCAAACAGUACGACAAUGAACGGUUCACCGAGCAGCGCUGGAAUGGGUGAUCAAAUGGGCGUCAAAAUCGAACCAGCGGAAGCCGAGUCGUUAUCCAUGUCCGGAAGUAGCGGCAUUCUUACUCCUAUCAAUCCUUACACCUGCGUUAAGCCUAUUAGUCCUGAACAGGAAGAACUGAUAAAUAGGCUCGUGUCUUUUCAAUGUGAAUUCGAACAACCGAGCGAAGAGGAUCUGAAAAGAAUUACUAAUCAACCAAUGGAAGGCGAAGAUCCGAGUGAUUACAGUUUCAGGCAUAUUACUGAAAUCACGAUUUUGACUGUUCAAUUGAUCGUCGAGUUCUCAAAGAGAUUACCUGGCUUUAACGAGUUGUUACGUGAAGAUCAAAUCACUCUGUUGAAAGCAUGUUCUAGUGAGGUGAUGAUGCUACGGAUGGCAAGAAAGUAUGAUGUGACAACCGAUAGCAUCAUUUUUGCUAAUAAUCAAUCGUAUACACGUGACAGUUAUAAUGUUGCCGGAAUGGGAGACACCAUUGAAGAUCUUUUGCGAUUCUGUCGACAAAUGUAUGCUAUGAGAGUUAAUAAUGCCGAAUAUGCUUUGCUCACAGCUAUUGUCAUCUUUUCAGAAAGACCCAAUUUGUUGGAAAGCAGAAAAGUGGAGAAACUUCAAGAAAUCUACUUGAAGACUCUGAAAGCAUACGUGGAUAAUCGUCGUCGACCGAAGUCUGGUACGAUCUUCGCUAAACUUCUAUCAGUUCUAACCGAACUCAGAACCCUUGGUAAUCAAAACAGUGAAAUGUGCUUGAACCUGAAAUUUAAGAACAAGAAGCUGCCACUUUUCCUCGCCGAAAUCUGGGACGUGGUGCCCUAGUUUCCCUGUCGCCGAUUAAUGGCGAUAGCGCCAGUCGGCUGAAUAAAUCUUUUGACGUCGCAGUAGCAGCAAUAGCAACAACGACGUCGAUGGACGCAUGGACGUGGAAAACGGCCUGCGUAAUUCUUAUACUAGUGCACCAUUAUGCCACUGCCUCAACAUCGCAAGUCAACAUAUUGUAUUAGUGCUAUUUUAGAUUUAUUUUGUUCUUUUUUGAUUGACCAUCUUUAGUCACCUUAGAUUGAUCGAUCCUUUAUUAUAUGGCUUGUAAGGCAAGCAUAUGUAAACCAGUCCCACAUUAUUCGCGUGAGACUUAUGUGUGACGCAAAGAAAGUUAUUGUAUUCUUUAUAAAGAUUCUUUGUAGAUUUAUGUAUAUAUGAUACUGCAAAAAAGGAAAGUUAUAAAUGUGUGGAAAUGAUAAAUGAUAAAAUACAUUUAAAAACAAAGUAUUGAUCAGGAUUCACAUAAUUAAAUAUUUGUGAUUAGAGAGGUUUGAUCCAAAUCAUUUGAUCCGAUUUGAAAUCGAUUAAUCAAAUAAAAUAAAAUACCGAAGAUAAUGAGAUAAAUAUUCUGGUGCGCCAGCAUUACUAGCGUUUCAGCAUCUAUCUCACGCUUCACCUUCUUCAUUUCAUUUCAUUUUUUUUCUUCAUUUCAUUUUCGUAAGAGCAUAGAGUGAGGGAAGAGUUUAGGCUUCGGAGCUAAAAAUUGGACAUACCUGCUUUAUACUUUAUUAAUGAUUCAUAAAAUAUAAUGAUGUAUCUUUGUGAUUCAUGAAACUGUCGAUUUUUGUAGAUCUUUUGUAGAUAGCCAUUUAUUAAAUCUGUACUUUCAUAAUUUUCAUGUAUUAUGAUUAUUUAAAUUGAAACAGUUAUACUUACUUAAUCAUAUCAAUAUUUUUUUUUAUUCAUAUAAUCGCAAAUAUUAUGUCGCUUGCGUUAAAUUUACGUGAACCGUGUGGGAUUGGUUCAAAAACGCGGAACAGGAAAGGCCUCGCACAUUAAAGAUACACGCAGAAAAUUAAAGAUACACAUGUUCCAAAUAAGAGUAAGGAAAGGAAUGGGAAUAAAAAUAUUUCGUUGUAAGAAAAAGGCAGUGGCGCGGCCCAGGCUGUGAUAUAUAGAGAACAGAGGUUGAAGGUAUAUAAAGAAAGCUACCUGCAAUUUACAUUUUAUCGCUAUUUCCUCUACCUGGAUACAUCCUUACACACAAUCGAUAUGUAAAUGUAAUGUAUUAUAUAAUAAGGUAUUGAUAUAUUUGAAGAAUGUGUGUUGUCACAUUUGUCAUUCAUGAGAAAAUGAAUAGCAGCAAGUACGGUUAAUAUAAGAAAGGGGAAAGAUAGAAAGUUAUGUUGGCAGGAUGAGACUAAUUGUAAAAAAUCGUGAUUGAUCGCGAAGAAAUGAUUUAAACAAUCGCCGAUGUUGCUGAUGAAGAGCAACAAAUUCGAAGAUUAAAAUCUGUAGUUAUCAAUAACAGCAUUUUUCCAGAUAUUCAUCUUAAAAAAAAUUAAAAGGAAUGAAGUCCUUAACGUAUAUAACUGUUAAGCAGCUUCGCAUAAAUGAAACGCGAAAAAGAAAAAGAAAAGAAAAUAGAUAUGAUAUAUAUAA